Pelobates cultripes (western spadefoot toad) is the source of this 2454-nucleotide messenger RNA. NCBI's taxonomy places the organism in Eukaryota, Metazoa, Chordata, Amphibia, Anura, Pelobatidae. The record is from the annotation of a GenBank genome assembly.
AUGGCAGAACAUGUCUUAGGUGACAUCGAAACAUACCGAGUACUUAAAUGUGACCCCACAAAUGACUUUCUUUUGAAAUAUAAAGAAAUUCUGGACGAAGGCCGCAGUGGAGGGUUGCUAUCAGCGGACGAGUAUGAAUUUAUUCUUAACCGUCACCCGAGGAUAGCAACCUUCUACUGCCUGCCGAAGGUCCAUAAGAAUCUGGAGGAACCCCCGGGACGUCCUAUCGUCUCCGGAGUUGAGAAUCUUACGCAAAACGGGAGCUUAUAUAUAGACAAAAUUUUGAGACCUUUUGUCGAAACUUUACCCUCAUAUAUCCGGGAUACGAAGCAAGCUCUUAAUCGGCUCUCAAAUCUUAAAUUUUCACCUACAGUCCAGCUUUGUAGCUUAGACGUAGAAUCGCUCUAUUCCUCUAUCCCUCAUGAAAAAGGGCUUAGCCAUGUGGAAUUCUUUCUUGAUAAACGAGGUAAUAGGGAUGACUCACAUACAGCUUUUUCCCUACGCCUUCUGAGGUUCAUCUUGUCACACAAUUAUUUUUUAUUUAAUGGUAAAAUCUACCACCAGGUGAGAGGUACCGCUAUGGGGACACCUUGUGCCCCUUCAUAUGCGAACCUCCACCUGGGAUGGUGGGAACACUCGAUCCAUACUUCUGAUGUCUUGUCAGAAUACUUACCCUUCAUUUUAUGGUGGGGUCGCUAUAUUGAUGAUAUCCUAAUUGUGUGGCAGGGUACUUCCCAACAAUUUUCUGAGUUAGUUGGAUUACUUAACCAGAACGAUGAGAACCUCCAUUUUACAUCUGAGUUUGGAGGACGUUCUAUUAAUUUUUUAGAUGUGACCAUCACCAUCAAGGAAGAUGGGACUUUUCAAUCUACCCUGUUUAGAAAACAGACGGCCUCUAACUCCCUUUUACAUUGGGAGAGUCACCAUCCGCGACCCCUUAAGGAAGGCAUUUCGGUAGGCCAGUACCUUCGCCUCCGGAGAAAUUGUAGCGACAUUGAGGACUUCAAAAUGAAAGCGAAACAGCUUAGGAUACACUUCAAAGAGAAAGGCUAUCCGAAUCGCUGUUUAAAGAAGGCAUAUAAAAGAGCACUUUUAACUGAAAGGGAUCAAUUACUAUCUGAUCAUCCAGUUAAGUCUGAGGGCAGGGAAUUAGGCACUAUUCGCAUGAUUGCGACAUAUGAUACAGGCUGGUCUGAGGUACGUAAAUCCCCAGAUAGAUUUUGGCCCAUUCUUUUAAAUGAUGUACACUUAAAGGAUGUUUUGGGCCCACAAGUAAAUAUUACAGCUAGACGUGGACGUAAUAUCCGUGACUUGUUGGUACCGAGUCAUUUUUCCACUAAGACACCGAUACGACCUUCCUGGCUGGGAACUCCCCCCUGUGGUACCUACUGCUGUGGCAGGUGUGUAGCCUGUAAGUACAUAUCUAAGGGCUCUAAAACAAUAAGUGACAGUUUGGGCCAAGGGGCUUUUAAGGUUAAAAGCUUUUUUAAUUGUAACACUAAGGGACUCGUAUAUCUUUUGACGUGCUCCUGUGGACAGAAAUAUGUGGGAAAAACAUUUAGAGCCUUUAAGGAAAGAAUAUUAGAACAUGUGAGAUCCCCUAGGAAUCGUCUUGAGACACCUAUUUCUAGACACUUAAAAGAAUGUCAUCAUGGCAGUUCGAAUAAUCUCCGAUUUUGUGGGCUAGAAUUAGUGAAGAGGAAUCCUAGACGUGGAGACUUUGAUAAGAUCUUGAGACAACGUGAGUCUAGAUGGAUCUAUGAACUAAAGACCCUCCAACCUCUGGGUCUGAAUGAAGGCUUCUCUUUUUCCCCAUUCAUUUAGUCAUCUCUGAGAGUUAAUUUCUUCUGAACCUUAUUUAAUUUAAGUCUGAUAUUCAUUUUGGUAUUUAUUUUGGCCUGCCGACGGGAACUACUAUAUAAUGACCACAUAUAUAUUGUGUGGGUUGACUAUUAUCUUUUUGACUACAUAAUUUAUGAUUUAUGUUUUCCUCUGUUAUUUCCUUUUUAUUUAUCUUUUUUCUUCUCUUCCCCCCUCCCUCCUUUCCAUAUAUAAAUUUUUCCUCCCUCCUCUCCCUUUAGCCAUGGCCAUAUAUAUUUGAACUCACUGUCAUAUAGGGAUUUAAUAAUAGUGAUUUAUACACAAUUGUACAUAAAUAUAUCCCCAUCUUGACAGUUCUAAUGAUAAGAGUUUUAUUAAUCUCUUUUUACUCUUUAUUUUGGCUAUUUGGCUCAUGAGGAUUACUUUAUUGGUGUCUAGGGCGGUCUGUUUGUAUAUCCUAGACUCAAAAGGAAGACUAUCGCCGUCCUUAGGCAAUUUGAGCCGGUUGAUUUUUUAGUUUCCUUUUUCUAAGUCCGCGCGCAUGCGCGGGGAUUAUGGACCUCUCAAGACACCGUAGAUUUCUCCUGGCGAGGAGGAAUGAAUAGACGCCCCCUUUUUGUGGACGAACGGUGA